Molecule: messenger RNA, 1158 nt
Organism: Gossypium raimondii (Peruvian cotton)
Lineage: Eukaryota; Viridiplantae; Streptophyta; Magnoliopsida; Malvales; Malvaceae
Product: wall-associated receptor kinase-like 1
Exons: 1
Coding region: 151-1158 (335 amino acids)
Biological process (GO): cell surface receptor signaling pathway; protein phosphorylation
Cellular component (GO): plasma membrane
Molecular function (GO): ATP binding; protein serine/threonine kinase activity
Source: RefSeq, a predicted model, not a curated record
UUGGGACAAUGUUUCUGCUACUUGGAACAUGGCGAAUGUACAAAGUAUUCAAAAGAAAAAAGGACACCAUGCUCAAGCAGAAAUACUUUAAAACAACAACAUUUGUCUAGCAAUGGAAGUACAGUUGAAAAGGUAAAGUUGUUUACUUCAAUGGAGAUAGAAAAGGCCACUGAUUACUAUAAUGAGAAUCGAAUCCUUGGUCAAGGAGGUCAAGGAACUGUUUAUAAAGGAAUGUUAACAGACGGAAGCAUAGUGGCUAUUAAGAAGUCUAAAAUGGUGGAAGGGAAGAAUUUUGAUGAAAAGAAGGUUAAACAAUUCAUCAAUGAAGUGAUAAUUUUAUCUCAAGUUAACCAUAGGAAUGUGGUUAAACUUUUAGGGUGUUGUUUAGAAGCCGAAGUUCCAUUGCUAGUGUAUGAGUUCAUCCCAAAUGGAACACUUUAUAAUCUCAUUCAUAGUCAAAAUGAGGAAUUUCCAUUGACAUGGGAAAUGCGUUUACGGAUUGCAAUUGAAAUUGCCAAUGCUGUGUUUUAUUUGCAUUCAGCUGCAUCUGUUCCUAUUUAUCACCGAGACGUCAAAUCAAGCAACAUACUUUUGGAUGAUAAAUACAAGGCAAAAGUGUCAGACUUUGGAACUUCGAGAUCAAUUGCACUUGAACAAACUCAUUUAACAACUCGAGUGCAAGGAACUUUUGGUUACAUGGAUCCGGAGUACUUUCGAUCAAGUCAAUUUACAGAGAAAAGUGAUGUUUAUAGUUUUGGGGUUGUUCUUGUUGAACUUUUAACUGGACAAAAGCCCAUCCCUACAAAACAAUCAGAGGAUGUGAGAGGCUUGGUAUCUCUGUUUCUGCUAUCAAUGCAGGGGAAUUCCUUAUUUGACAUUGUAGUAAAUGAUGGCCCAGAAAAAGAGAUUAUAGAAGUGGCUAAGCUAGCAAAAAGAUGCUUGAAUCUUAAUGGGAAAAAAAGACCCACCAUGAAACGAGUGGCAAUGGAGCUGGAGUUGAUUAAAGCAUCAAAAGAAGAUAAUGUUAUUGAGGGAAGUAGUGAUGAGGAAUCUGAAACAGAUGACAUAAUUGAAUCCUGGGACGACAUUGCUUCUUAUUCAAUUACCGAAUCAUUUGAAAUAGAUAGCGAAACUGUACCAUUAAAUUCAUCUUUUUAA